UAUUCGGCCAAUAGGUGGCCCAGUGUAUUGCAUUGUACGUUUAGAAUAUUAUAUCCUAAUAUCCUAAGAUUAAAAAACAGUAGCUAGCUCGCUAGCUGCGGUAGUAAAACAUGCAGAAAUAUGAAAAGCUUGAGAAGAUUGGGGAGGGUACCUACGGAACAGUCUUCAAAGCCAAAAACAGAGAAACCCAUGAAAUUGUAGCUCUCAAGAGAGUGAGAUUAGACGAUGACGACGAGGGUGUUCCAAGUUCAGCGUUGCGGGAAAUCUGCUUAUUGAAAGAACUUAAGCAUAAAAAUAUAGUCAGGUUGCAUGAUGUUCUACACAGCGAUAAGAAGUUGACGUUAGUGUUUGAGUACUGCGAUCAGGAUUUGAAGAAAUACUUUGACAGCUGCAAUGGUGACUUGGAUCCUGAAACAGUGAAGUCAUUCAUGUACCAGCUGUUGAAAGGAUUGGGCUUCUGUCACAGUCGGAAUGUUCUACACAGGGAUCUUAAACCUCAGAACCUCCUCAUCAACCGAAACGGCGAACUGAAGCUGGCCGAUUUUGGGCUGGCUCGGGCUUUUGGCAUUCCGGUGAGGUGUUACUCCGCUGAGGUGGUGACGUUGUGGUACAGGCCACCGGAUGUGCUGUUUGGCGCCAAGCUGUACUCUACCUCUAUUGACAUGUGGUCUGCAGGCUGCAUAUUUGCAGAGUUGGCAAAUGCUGGAAGACCCCUGUUUCCAGGAAAUGAUGUCGAUGACCAGUUGAAGAGGAUCUUCCGAUUGUUGGGAACACCAACAGAGGAGCAGUGGCAGACUAUGACCAAACUCCCUGAUUAUAAGCCGUACCCCAUGUAUCCAGCCACGACUUCGCUGGUGAAUGUUGUUCCUAAGCUGAGUGCCACCGGGCGCGACCUGCUGCAGAACCUGUUGAAGUGCAAUCCAGUCCAGCGAAUCUCGGCAGAGGAAGCCUUGCAGCACCCCUACUUUGCCGACUUCUGUCCCCCGUAGACGUCUGGCAGCCUCCGCCAGCAGGACUCCGCAGCCACGGUCCUCUUUCGACCUCCAACCAAACGGUCACAACCCAAAGAGGGUACUACUUCCCCCUCUCUUUACGCAUCCCAGUGCAUCAGGAACGCAGUCAUUUUCAGACAGUCAUCUCUUACAUCAUCUUACAGUCUACUACUUGCAUCAGGGGGGCUUUUGCUUUAUUGUGAAGGUAACCGAUGUCAGCCCCCAACACAACACGGGCCCGCCUUCAACACAACACGGCUUAUAGCAAUAAGUAAAGCCUGGCCUAGCGGGGGCUCCAAAUCGCCUUAAUGAUGACAACCCAGUUCCAACUCUGAGCCAUUUCUGUCUCCACAAGGGUGAACUUAGAUUAAAUCAGACAUUUUAAAUCUUUGAUGAAACCCCUGCCGAGGAAAUGUCUGGCAAUUUACGUGCUGUGCUUUUUUUAUUUUUACAUCUUAUCAUUUAGGUUAGACAGCAGAAGAUGGUAAUGAACUAAACUUCUCACACUGAUAAUAAAAAAGCAGUUUAGAAGCACAAUGCUGCAUGCUGUUGUUGGAGCUUCAUCUGCUCCAGAAGCCAAUUCCAGCCAAAACUGCAACCGUAACUCCAGAAUGGGAAUUUGGAAUCAUUAUAGCUUUCAGCAUGGUACCGUACAAAUUUAUCUUUUACCACUUCCUAAAAUGCAUUUGAGAUUUGUAUAAUUUAAAGGAAAAAUAUGUUAUUUAUCUUGACGUAUUGUAAUUAUACAGGCCUCCUUGUUGUAACCCAUUCUUUAAUUGUAAUGCACUUUCAGUAUCUUAAGGGCAACAGUUGUAGCUUUUUCUCCUCUUUAUUUUAAAUGGCUUGUUCAUAUUCAUAAGUCAGUUGAACACUGUAAGUGGAGGUGUCUCACUCACCCACUGUUGGUAUUGAAUAUUUCUUUGAAGAGUGGACCAUAAUUAUUUCAGAUGUUUUUGGUUUUUUUGUAUUAUGAUUUCUCUUUGUUGUUACUGUUAUCUUGUAUUAUUGAAUUGGUGUCUUUAUUGACAUGAAACUGCUACCACAAUGGAUGAAAAUAUUAAUUGCUUCUCAUUUCCAUUAAUGCAAAAGAAGUAACGUUUUAUGAUGCAUUUAAGCACAUUUGAAAACAAUCAGUCCUACAAAUUCAGAGUAUGUAAUAUCUUGAGUACCAAACAUUCUGUGGCAGCAAAAGUUCACUAACGGGUAUUUUAUUUUUGGUGCGUAUCUCGUGUGAAUGAAUCAGUGUUACCAUUUUAUCCCUACUAUAAAGUAAUUCAUAAAGCAACCUGUUACUUAAUACAGAAUUAGCUAUUCAUGUUUGUUAUGAAAGGGCCAUUUUUUGGUCAUCAAAUAUUCACCAGUAUGCUUCGUCCACAUCUGCAAUAUUGUUUCAAAAAUAGUCUACUGACAAUGAUUCCACUCAUUUAGAACUUAGGUAUGUGACUGACUGCCUGCCUGCAUUGAUUCUCAGAUGCAGAGUAGAUACAAAUGCUUUGAGAGUAGACCAAUUCAUUUUUCAAAAUGGCUACUUCCUAAUUGCACCUGGCAAUUAAGUUUUUUUUGUAUUUAUUAUUAUUUUUAAACCAUGUAUUAAAUCUAUUGGAAAGCCAUUAUGUACAAAAUUACAAAUCUGGUAAGCACUACAGUUGGCCAACACAACAAUAUAUAUAUAUAUAAUUGUAAGUAUUUUAUAAUUCUAAUUAGCAAAUCGGUCAUACAGCUGUUUCACAUUAUGGGACUACAUGAAGGUUCCUACAGAAUGUUUUGAGUUAAACUACUGUAUUGUAUCCUCAGUCAGCAUGCAAGUUGCUAGCAGACCAGGUACCUUCUGUGGUAGUUCCUGAGCUAAGCCAAACCACGGACAUGCUUUUGAAUUUGGAUUCUAUUUUGUGCUGUGGAAGACGUUGAACCCUUGGAUUUUAACAAACCCGGCAUCAUAUUAGAAUAAUUCAGAUCUGACUGCUUAUAGUAAAUCAUGAGUUGAUUGGAUAGGAACACUUUGUGGAGUUGCGACACUAUAAUUUAUGGUACAUGUCUUGUAUUUGAAGCAUUGAUUGAUUAUUUGACAAGUGGACUAUUGGUCCAUGAAAGUAUAUCUUUCCUGGCUGUGAGAAAAUAGAAAAUCCAGUUCUGACGUGUAGGACUUUUUCUAUUUUAUGACACAUCAAUGAAACUUUGGAAUGAAGGUAAAUAUUUCUUUCUGUUAUAAACCAGUUUGUUUCUCACUGUCAGUGAUUGCAUUUCUGUGGUCGAUGCAUAACCAUUGUACUUUGUUGAAUAUUUAAUAAAUUAGAGACAAACUCCAA
Molecule: messenger RNA, 3298 nt
Organism: Conger conger (European conger)
Lineage: Eukaryota; Metazoa; Chordata; Actinopteri; Anguilliformes; Congridae
Gene: cdk5
Product: cyclin dependent kinase 5
Exons: 12
Coding region: 111-989 (292 amino acids)
Biological process (GO): protein phosphorylation; axonogenesis; neuron apoptotic process
Cellular component (GO): nucleus; cytoplasm
Molecular function (GO): ATP binding; cyclin-dependent protein serine/threonine kinase activity
Source: RefSeq, a predicted model, not a curated record